Messenger RNA from Asterias rubens (European starfish), 4084 nucleotides. Its product is annotated as protein sprint-like. The record is from RefSeq and is a predicted model, not a curated record. Gene Ontology annotation, biological process: signal transduction; vesicle-mediated transport. Bases 314 to 4051 code for a protein of 1245 amino acids. Gene Ontology annotation, cellular component: endocytic vesicle; cytosol. Gene Ontology annotation, molecular function: small GTPase binding; guanyl-nucleotide exchange factor activity. The transcript has 14 exons. Lineage: Eukaryota; Metazoa; Echinodermata; Asteroidea; Forcipulatida; Asteriidae.
UCAAUUUUCAAUGGUUUCCUCAACUGUCUUGAGAGAUUCUGGAAUACCGUUUAUAAUCUGCGGAUAUUUGUUCCGUGCUUUUCAGUUUGAAUUGAAACAAGGUAAGGAUAAUGGAUGUGUAAAUCAGAAAGACGUGGUGGCUCUGAUUCUUCAUGAACGUUUAGAUGAUGUUGCUGAAAAACACUGAACAGAUAUUCAAAAAGGAAUUAUUUGGGCUCCUGAAUAGAAACUAAUAGCCACAUACAAAGAAGCUGUUUUUGUAAAACAAUGAGAUGCCGUUUGAGUUCGAACAAGAUCAAACCAAAGGAAUGAGAUGGGGACGAAUCCACAAGCUUUUGAAUCGUACCCAGAACCAGAUGAUGUCAAUAAGGGGCUUGAAAGUAUAACUGAAAUUGAGCAAACCCAUUUGAAGAUUCGUGGAGGGGAAGUUUUCAUCGAUGAAGAAGACCUGGAGGAUUCUGUGCUGAGUAUCUGCCCGAAGAGAAAACAAUCCAGACGUCGUUUGGAUUCCAGAAGUCGUUUGAAUUCCAGAAGUCGUUUGGAUUCCAGAAGUCGUUUGGAUUCCAGAAGUCCCUCGGAUUCCAGAAGUCCUUCGGAUUCCAGAAUGUCGUGUCGUCAUUGUACAGAGGAACCAUGCUCCUGCACUGUUAGCAAACUCCAACACGCCUUGGAAUUGCUCCAGGAGAAAUACAAGUUUGUCAAUAUGCAGAAUAGAGCGUUGUGGGUUGAACUGCUGUCUCUAAGAGUCUGGAAGACUCACCAUAGUUCAUAUCGAAAGUUACUUAGAUGCAAGAGCUCCUUCUUUCCAUCGUCGCCCUCAUGCUUCCUCUCCCCCCAUCCUGUAACCUUCCAGCAGCAGCAGCAGCCCUCUGAUGUCCCCGUCAGCCCUCCACACCCUGGGCAUCUCAGUGAGGAUAGCAUGGAGUUGUCUCUACUUACCAGGCUGGUGCGUACCAAACCGGUCUGGUUUCUACCCAACACACAACGCAGUGCUGCUAUACACUACCUACAGGGACAACCAGUUGGGAGCUUUAUCGUGUGCAGAGCGAGGGAUAAAGACAACUUGGUACUGACAAUGAAACACCCAGGGAAAGGAACCGGAUUGUACAUUGAGAAGUUGCCAAUCAUCAUCACUGAAAAUGGUGUGAAGUUGUCCAAUGCAUCUGAAGAGUACGCCAACAUUGAAGAUCUCAUUCUCCAUCACCUGUACCAUGAGGGCGCUCUACCAUGCAAACUGGCACUUCCUUCGGAAAUAAUGGCUGCACGAAACAUUCGGGCAUUGCAGUCACUGGCAGUGUUUGAAGAAGAAUUCUGGGUGAGAAUUACGCAGUGCAGACAAGGCAUAUCCGACAAAGGACAAAAGGAAACGCCCAUCGAAUCUCCCAGAGAAUGGUCAAAAUUUCCCGUAACACCACCAGCUAAAAACCCUCUCCAGUGGAGCCUUUCCGAGGGCAGAAUGGCACCCAAGCUUUUACCUCCAAGAGGAUAUGUCUUCAUGAAUAAACAGCCUGGGCCUCAGACUACAGCUACAGAACAACCAUUCCCUGCUUCAAAGACUGUAACUACUGAGCCAGAAAGCCCGUAUAUGUCAAUGAGAAACCGCAAUACUGAAAGUAUCGCUCUGGAGAAUCGACGCCUGUUGAAAAGUUGGAGUUUUGACGAGACCAACAGUCCUUUUGUUACCGAUAUCAUGUCGUCAUCCCAAACCAUGGCGAGGGACCCAAAGAGAAAGAGUACAGAUGCCACCUUGCUGGCAGCCUUUGAGCGACAGCCGAUGCGUUGGAGCACGCAGAGCCAGAAGGAAUACCUCGUAACAAACUCGGGUCAUUACCCUCCACCCCAGCAUAGUCCUCCACCUCCACCCAAAGAAUCUUUAGCGGGUGUUUACACAGCUGCAUCCGUUGCAGCAUCUUCUUUACAGAGUCAAGUCCAACGAGCCUCAGGCGAGUAUUACAAACCAUUUGAGAGAACGAAACAGGGACAUCAACCGCCUUCUGCGUUUGGGUUUGACAAGGUCUACCAGAGUCCAGCGCCAGCGCCUCCACUGCCGCCAAAACAAUCCAUGUCCAGCCCGCAGCAAGGAGGAUCUGAUAAAUACCACAGCAGGGGCUCAAUGCUUCCCACGGCGCAACAUUCAUCCCAAUAUGCCCAACCAAAGCCACAAGGUUCUGGGGGUAACUAUACUUUGUCUCAAGCCGAUUUAUUUUCCCUUGAAAGGACUCCAGCAGAGACGACAGAGCGGCUUGCGGACCUGUCCAUGUUUGGUUCCAUUGAAAACAAACAUUACUUGGGACCUAUCUUACGACCAUCAUUUCCAAAGCCUCCUGUAACUCCUGGCAAACUAAAGCCCGUAAGUACCAUGUUUGAAUUUGAUCCAUUGCUCUUAUCGGAGAAACAAGCAUCGACUCCUCUAUCGCAAGAUGUCUUCAGUACCCCACCCCGGAACCCUUUAGAAUCCUCCGCUGUAUUACCUCAACCAGACGUCUCUAAAUCUCCUCCGCCGUGUGAUGUCACAGUCGGGGUGCUUCUGAGAUUGACGUUGGAGAGCAGCGGAGAUGAGCUGACUGAAGAGUUCGGACUAUUAGAUCAGAGUCGGCAGUCUAUGGAUGGAGGUACAGAAGACGGAUCCGAUGAAAGCAGCAAUGAAGAUUCAGAACAAACCCAUGAUGAGGAAGAGGAGGAGGAGACGGCGAGAGGAGAGCAAGGGUUCUCAACGGCCGAAACCCAGAGUAGUGCAGCUCAUGCCCAGCUUCGGGAUCAGCCUCAAGAUGGUAAAACGACAGCAUCAUCAAAUGAUGGUGAGAGCCAAGGAGAGCAAAACAUUAAUCGGUUGUCUGGAGUCACUGCAUCGCAGAAGAAGAAGAUCAAGAAGAAGAAAAAAAAGAAGAAGUUGAGCAACUUCAGCAGGAUCCAGAAAUAUGCAUCCGUGUUGACGAGGGGUAAGACGAAAAAGAAGAAAGGAGACCCAACUAGUGAGAUUCAGGCAGCAAUACACAGACUUGUGAGUAACAAGAGCAGCUAUUUCAGUUUGAUGAUUGAAUGCUUCGUUCAGAACAUCAAGGAGAAAGACUCCAGGGAUAAGCCAGACGUCUUGGUCCGCAAUAUCCGUCAGUUCAUGAGUGGAAUGAAGAACUACCUGUUCAACCGCCGAGAGCCUGAUGUGGAUGAAGCUAUGGAUAAGUACUACAACCUGACCAUGGCUGAACUGGAUGCCAUCGUAGAGGGCGCUAUACAUCAUUACAUCUUACUACCCCUCAAGGCCGAGAUCUAUAAGUGUUUCAUCUCGGAUCAUAAGGAGUCUGGUUCCCUGGAAGAACUGGAUCACAAUAUACAACUGGCUAGGGCCAAGACGCCAGAAGAAUUGGGAAUAAAGGCCAACUACAUUCCGCCAGAGAGUGGUACACUAGAGAAGUUCCGUCAAUAUUUUCGCCUUAUGGAGGAGGCCUACUCACCAAUCAAGAAAUUGGAGCAUCUUUUGGAUAUAGUGAGAACCAUCUAUGAGACGGUGAAAGAUAAGAAUUCCAGUCGAGAGGAGUCAGUUCAGUCCAUGGGAGCUGAUGAUUUCUUGCCGAUGUUCAUCUAUGUGCUGGUUCAAUGCGAGGCUGUGAAUAUCGAAGUUGAGGCUGACUACAUGUGGGGUACCUUGGAGCCCUCAAUGCUGUCUGGAGAGGGAGGGUAUUACCUCACUACCCUCAGCAGUGCAAUUUGCGUUUUGAAGCAGUUCGAGUCUGAGAAUAAUUUUACCGAGACGAAGGGAUUCCUUUCCAUUAUGGUUGCUGCUAGUGGCAAGAAUGACAAUCAUAUUGUCCAUAAGGCACUCCCUGUCUUACCGGGAAUGAAUGCAGUGGAUGUCUGUCGGAUUCUAGCCCAUAAGAUGAAAAUUGAUAAUGCACAUCAGUACCAACUCUACUUGCUCUCAGGAGACCAAGAGAUGCCAAUAGGUGACAGUGACUGCCCGCUGCAGAUGAAGGAAGAGAUCGAAGCGAACCAGAAGAGGGCGUGUUUCUUUGGGUACAAGAUAGAAAACCAAACCAUCAAGUGGUUCACGUAGUAUUUGGAGUUAUGAGCUACGACAGACUGUAUG